Schistosoma spindalis is the source of this 615-nucleotide messenger RNA. The record is from the annotation of a GenBank genome assembly. Lineage: Eukaryota; Metazoa; Platyhelminthes; Trematoda; Strigeidida; Schistosomatidae.
AUGAGAUCGACUAAAUAUUCAAAGCAACAUAAACUUCUUGGAGAAUUUAUGAACAUUGCAGUCGAUGCAGUCUUACGUUUGUCAUGCAUGAUGAUAUUACUACCAAAAUUGUUUGAUUCAGACGCGCAUGCAAAAAUCACCAUCGACGAUGAUACUGGUCACUUUGUUGAUUCACAAGGAUUUAUUAAAUUAUUUCGUGGAGUCAACUGUGUGCAUAAGGUCGCACCAUUUUACUUUCCAAAACUACUUGACCCUCAUUCAUUCAGAGUACUUAGAGAUUGGGGAAUUAAUGUUAUACGCUUAGAAUUCAAUUGGAUAGCAUUGAAACCACAGGAAAAUGAAACCAGUCGAGAGUACUUAGAUAUCAUUGAAAAGAUUAUCGACAAUGCUGGAUUAUAUGGAGUUUAUAUUAUCAUUGACUUGCAUCAAGAUGGAUUAUCGAAACGUCUAGCUGCAAUCGAUGCUGUGCCUAAUUGGUUUAUGGAUAAAAUAAAGCGACCACCAUAUUUAUUCCAAUAUCCUUGGCCACUAACGAAAGAUCCAAGUAAAAGCAACUGGUUUCUAACGUACACCACGUAUGAGAGUGCACAUGUAUUUGAAAGUAUAUAUAAAAAU